Molecule: messenger RNA, 857 nt
Organism: Porites evermanni
Lineage: Eukaryota; Metazoa; Cnidaria; Anthozoa; Scleractinia; Poritidae
Source: the annotation of a GenBank genome assembly
AUGGCUCAGUUCAAAUGCCCGAGCAGUGUAAUGAUCGCAGGGCCGAGUCAAUGUGGAAAGACGACGUUCACAAAACUAUUACUUCAGUAUGCAGACGUUUUGUUUGAAAGACCUAUUCGUAAAAUUAUGUACUGUUAUGGGCAGUGGCAAGAAUGCUUUCAGGACAUGGCGUCACAGAUUACGUUUGUAGAGGGUAUUUCUGAAGAUAUUCCGGCUUUAUUUCCAAUGGGUUGUCGUCCAGGUAUACUCGUGUUGGAUGAUUUAAUGAGGAAUUGUAGCGAGGACGAACGUAUUCUGGACCUGUUCACAAAAGUGUCUCAUCAUUGUGAUGUCACCUNUUAGGUCGCACGAUACACAGUGGAAUGAUGCACAAGUAGCCACAUUUGUUCACAGCUAUGUAAAAUCGUUGACAAGUGUUAGGCAGAGGUCACCAUUCUUUCAGAGUGAACAAACUUGUAAGUCAUUCAAAUGUUGGCGUAAGCAAUGAUGAACAUGAUGUGUUUAUUUUGUAUUGGACUUGAGAUACACUCCUAUAAAGAGAAAGGCACCAGUAACUUUGGCAUCAGCUGGUUUUUCGUUCUGUGUGGGCAGCAUGGCUCAGUUCAAAUGCCCGAGCAGUGUAAUGAUCGCAGGGCCGAGUCAAUGUGGAAAGACGACGUUCACAAAACUAUUACUUCAGUAUGCAGACGUUUUGUUUGAAAGACCUAUUCGUAAAAUUAUGUACUGUUAUGGGCAGUGGCAAGAAUGCUUUCAGGACAUGGCGUCACAGAUUACGUUUGUAGAGGGUAUUUCUGAAGAUAUUCCGGCUUUAUUUCCAAUGGGUUGUCGUCCAGGUAUACUCGUGUUGGAUGAUUUAA